Molecule: messenger RNA, 2529 nt
Organism: Acanthamoeba castellanii str. Neff
Lineage: Eukaryota; Discosea; Longamoebia; Acanthamoebidae
Product: multisensor hybrid histidine kinase
Exons: 14
Coding region: 1-2529 (842 amino acids)
Biological process (GO): phosphorelay signal transduction system; protein autophosphorylation
Molecular function (GO): histidine phosphotransfer kinase activity; phosphorelay sensor kinase activity
Source: RefSeq, a predicted model, not a curated record
AUGAUCGCGCGACUCUCCGUGCCCUCGCUCGAGUACACCUUUGCCAACGCGGCCUUCUGCCUGCGCUUCGGCGAGCUCAAGCGCCGCGACGCCGCCGCGAGCAACAAAGUCAUCGGCCGCACCCUCUCCCAGGUGCGCGGUCAGGACGCCGCGUCGACGCUGCGGCCGCACAUCGAGACCUGUCUGCAGGGCCGUCAGUUGUCCUUCCAAACGCGCGUACCGGCGCCACCACCCCUGCCGCCCUACAUGUUCAACGCCGACACCGACCAGGAGGAGGAGAUGCAAGCCACCCUCAUCCCCGACGUCGAGGCCUCCACCGGUCGUGUGCGGGGGCUGUUCGAGGUGAUCCAGACCAGCUCCAAGAGCGAGCGCAGGCUGACGGCCGAGGAGCUCGAGUACCAGGCCCACAUCACGCAGACCAUCACGCAGAACGCCGCCUCGUGCCUCUUCAUGAUGGACCACAAAGGCUUCCCGACGUUCAUGAAUUUGGCGGCGGAGCGGGUGACGGGGUACACCCUUGAUGAGAUCAAGGACAAGCCCCUCCACUACGCCAUCCACUGGAAGCGGCCCGACAACACCUUCUACCCCGGGUUGACCGGGUGGUGGGAUUGGGGGCGGCAGAUGGAGGAGUGCCCGAUCGACAACUCGACGGCGGAGCUGGUGGCCGCGCAGGAGGUGGAGGAGGUGUUCGUGCGGAAGGACGGGACCAUCUUUCCGGUCAUCUGCGCCGUGGCGCCCCUCUCCAAGAGCGGACGCACUGUGGGCGCCGUCAUCGAAUUCCGCGACGUCACCGAAGAGCGCCGCCGCGAAAACGAACGCCUCUCGGCCCUUCGCGACGCCGAGGAGCACCAACGGAGGCGAGCGGCGGAGGCGGAGGCGUUCCGGGUCAAGCAGGAGCGGUUCAUCGACACCAUAUGCCAUGAGAUCCGCAACCCCAUCAACGGGAUCUACGGAAACGUGACGCUGCUGCAGGACGAGCUGGCGUCGGUUCACGCGCAGCUCGAGGGGGUGGAGUGGCCCGCGAAGCCGCAGAUGUGCGAGAGCCUCCGGCAGAUGGAGAUCUGCGUCAACGCCAUCAGCACCUGCGCCAAACACCAGAAAGUCAUCACCGAUGAUGUGUUGCAUUUGUCCAAGUUGGAGGCGAAUAAGAUCGAGCUGAAUCGGGUGAUCUAUAAUCCGAUGGAGGUGAUCAAAUCGGCGGCGUCCAUGUUCAUGUCGCAGAUCCAGGAGAAGAAGCUUACCCUCCAAAAGCCGGUGUUGGUGGUGCGGGGCGAUCCGGAUCGGUUCAUGCAGGUGGUGGUCAACCUGCUGAGCAACGGGAUCAAGUUCACCCACCGCGGCGGCAUCACCGUGUCCGCCUACUACCUCCACCGCGAGAACCGCGACACCACCGAACUGCGGAUCGAGGUGGCGGACACGGGGAUUGGGAUGAGCCACGAGGAGCAGUCGCGCAUCUUCGACCGGUUCUCGCAGGCGUCGCACAAGACCUACCGGGAGUACGGGGGGUCGGGGCUGGGCCUGUCGAUCGCCAAGGGCCUCGUGGCCCUCAUGGGCGGCGUCCUGGACGUGCGCAGCCGCAAGGGCGCCGGCUCCACCUUCCACUUCACCAUGGAGUGCGGCUACGUCACCCCCUCCCAACUCGAAGAGCACAACCGAGCCAAGGAGAAGCUCAAGGAGAACCAGGCGCGCCAAUCGCAGGAGCUCACGCUCAGCGCCAACAGCAAGCCGAUGACGCCGAAGCGGAUCCUGGUGGCGGAGGACAAUUCGAUCAACAAGCGGGUCAUCCUGCGGUUCCUCGAGCGGCGGGGCCACUACUGCGAGGCCGCCGACAACGGCGAGGAGGCCCUCAGCAUCUACCUCGACGCCGUCGCCAAGGGCCGCCGAUUCGAUCUCAUCUUCAUGGACAUCGAAAUGCCUGUGAUGGACGGUCUGGCGGCGACGCAGGUGAUUCGGGAGCGGGAGCGGAUGCUGAACCUGCCGUCGACUCCCGUCAUCGGCCUCUCCGGCAACUCGCGCCAACAGCAGAUCAGCCGCGCCCUCAAAGGCGGCAUGUCCGACUACAUAACGAAGCCGUACGAGCAGCACACGAUCUACAGCAAGCUCGCGCAGUGGACGACGGACACGCCGCUGGGGUCUCCACAUGCGGAGGCCCGCGCGGCGAGCCCCGGGCGGCCCGACGACGACGACGAAGAGGCGCGCGGCGCCGGUACGGCAACGGCCACGACGACAACGACGACACAACAAGAAAACGAGGAAGGAAAAGAGAAGGAAAAGGAAGAGGUGAAGGGCAAGGACGGCAAAAAGGAUGAAGAAGACGGUGAAGAAGGAGAGAAGGAGGGAGACGAUGGACGACGAAAACGACGACAGGGACGACGAAGGAAGUCUGUGGUGGACAACGAUGGCGAUGACGACAACGACGACGACGAGGAGGAGCGCGAGCCGCCACCACCGUCGUCGCCACCGACGUCGGAGGAGGACAGCAUCGCCGAGGUGGGCGAGGAGGAACACAGGGGCGUAGGCCGGCGAUGA